Messenger RNA from Hippocampus comes (tiger tail seahorse), 1321 nucleotides. It is a transcript of the gene gpr12, whose product is annotated as G protein-coupled receptor 12. The transcript is spliced from 2 exons. NCBI's taxonomy places the organism in Eukaryota, Metazoa, Chordata, Actinopteri, Syngnathiformes, Syngnathidae. Gene Ontology annotation, molecular function: G protein-coupled receptor activity. The coding region runs from base 105 to 1133 and encodes 342 amino acids. Gene Ontology annotation, cellular component: membrane. Gene Ontology annotation, biological process: G protein-coupled receptor signaling pathway. The record is from RefSeq and is a predicted model, not a curated record.
CCUCCCUCCCCGCCUCCUCCUCUCCAUCCAGCGCCAUGGAUGUAAAAGGCUGCCUCUGAACGGCUCCGGCGUCAAGCUCACAGAGUCUCAAGACGGGGGCCACAAUGAGCGAAGAACCACCGGCCACUCCCAGCUGGCUGAGCCCCGACCCCACGGCGUGGGCCAGCGGCGGCGGGGGGCCGACGGACAAUGUGAGCAUCCCGGCGACGUUCCCCGCCGAGGAGUCCCUCGCGCCACGCCAACUGCCCCUGCUCAUCAACCCGUGGGACGUCGUCCUGUGCACGUCGGGGACUCUGAUCGCCUGCGAGAACGCUCUGGUGGUCCUGGUGAUCUGGCAGAACCCGGCGCUGCGGGCGCCCAUGUUCCUGCUUAUCGGCAGUCUGGCUUUGGCGGACCUGCUGGCUGGCUUAGGCCUGGUAUUGCACUUCACCUGUGCCUAUCUGCUCCAGUCGGACUCGGCCCAGCUUCUCACCGUGGGCCUGGUGGUGGCCUCCUUCUCGGCGUCCGUCUUCAGCCUGCUGGCCAUCACCAUCGACCGCUACCUGUCGCUCUACUACGCCCUAACCUACAACUCCGAGCGUACCGCGGCCUUCACGUACACCAUGCUAGUCCUCCUGUGGGGACUCUCACUGUGCUUGGGUCUGCUUCCCGUCACAGGGGUCAACUGUCUGGCCGAGGAGGCCACGUGCAGCGUGGUGCGCCCGCUCACCAAGAACAACAUCGCCGUGCUCUCCGUUUCCUUCCUGCUCCUGUUCGGCCUCAUGCUGCAGCUCUAUGUGCAGAUCUGCAAGAUUGUCAUGCGGCACGCCCACCAGAUCGCCCUGCAGCACCACUUCCUGGCUGCCUCGCCACAUUACGUCACCACGCGGAAGGGCGUCUCCACGUUGGCCAUCAUCUUGGGGACCUUCGCCGCCUGCUGGAUGCCCUUCACCGUCUACUCGCUCAUCGCCGACUACACGUACCCGCCGCUGUACACCUACGCCACGCUGGUCCCCGCCACCUACAACUCGGUCAUCAACCCGGUCAUCUACGCCUUCCGGAACCAAGAGAUCCAGAAGGCGCUGUGGUUGGUGUGCUGCGGAUGUAUUCCCGCCAGCGUGGCGCAGCGGGCGCGGACUCCCAGCGACGUCUGACCCAGUGGACGGAGCGUUUGGGUUUUCGGAGAGCGAGAGAGUGGAGGUGGGGUGCCCCUUGGUUGGUUCUCACCGAGGGACGGACUGGCCCUAGGUGGGAUUUGAGGAAGGGGCGACCUUGUGUUGGUUGACACAAAUGAGUGAAUCGACCUGGGUAUGUUUUGAGAGAGGGCGGUUCAUCUUACGGG